Molecule: messenger RNA, 450 nt
Organism: Closterium sp. Naga37s-1
Lineage: Eukaryota; Viridiplantae; Streptophyta; Zygnematophyceae; Desmidiales; Closteriaceae
Source: the annotation of a GenBank genome assembly
AUGGUCAAAGCGUUGGAGCAGCACUCGACAGCAGUGCUGGAUGGGCUGGUAGCUAGGCUGGCGACCACAGUGCAGCAACUGGAGGAGAGCCGGGCGGCACAUGCCAAGCUGAAUCUGCACUCGUCAGCAGAGCGGGAUGAGCUGGCGGCCAGGCUGGAGACCGCUGAGCAGCGAUUGGUGGAGAGCCAGGUGGAAGAGGCCAAUCUGAGGGAGGAGGUGAAGAAGAAGGAGGCGCAGGUAGAGCAGCUAGUGGCGGUUUCCAAGUAUCUGGAGGAGAGACGGGCGGCAGAGGCCCAACUGAGGGAGGAGGUGAAGGAGAAGGCGGCCCAACUGCAGGCGCAGUUGCAGGCGCUUUCCAAGGAGCUGGAGGAGCUGAGGGGGAUGAAGGGGGUGAGUGUUGUCAUACAUGAAGGGCGAGAUUUGUCGGGGCUGCCGCUGGUCUAUGCGUGA